UGAGAGAAGAAGAAGCAGUGAGAGGUCAAAGUUGACUCCGGUGAAAACAUGGUUGAACACGGGGAUAUCCGCGUGGUUCACCGAGGUGGUAGUAAAAUAAACUUCAGGGAGCCUGUCAUAACUAAUGACUCAAGGUUCCUGCUGUGCGCCUCCGGAGAGUGUGUGAAGGUGUUCAGCACCUCCACGGAGGAGUGUAUCCACGACCUGCGGGGACACACCGACCUGGUGACAGGUGUGCUGAUCAGACCCUCCAACCACCUGCAGGCCUAUUCUUGCUCAACAGAUGGCACUGUCAGACUGUGGGACUUCACAGAUGGCAUCCUUAUUAAGACUUACGUCAUCGGCUGCCCGGUUUACUCCAUCCAUGCUUCUGCCAACCACCAAGGAGUCAUCUUCAUCGUUACUCCCAUGCUAAAUGACAAAAGAUCCGAGUUGUUCCAGCUGGUUGCGGUUCAUCUUCCACAGAGCGGAGAUCAGCUGGUGGAGAGCAGAGAGCUUUCUGCUGUGCUCAGCGAUGUCAGCUCCAACCCAGCAGCCGUGGGCUUUGGCAGAGGGGGGGAAUAUAUUGCUUCAGCUAAAGGUUUGCAUCUGGACGUCUAUUUCUUCAAGAAGCAGAUGUCAUACAGGUUUUCCCUCAAAGAAGACAACAAGAAGGGAGGCAAGAACACUUUCACGUGCAUCGUCUGUCACCCAAAAGACGACUGCAUCGCCACAGGACACGAUGACGGAAAGAUCCGCUUGUGGAGAAACUUCAACCACAAGAAGGAGUACACAUACUCCACCCUGCACUGGCACCACACUGCUGUCAACUCACUGUGCUUCACUCCAGAAGGCACCAACCUGCUGAGUGGAGGCUUGGAGUCGGUGCUGGUCCAGUGGAGAUACAACCAGGAGAGCCAGAAGGACUUCCUGCCUCGUUUGGGUUCUGCCAUCACACACAUCGCUGUCUCACCUGAUGGAGCUCUGUUCUGUACAUCACACAGUGACAACAAGAUUACGAUCAUCCAGAGUUGUGUGAAGGUGUCAGCUAUCAUUCAGGGCCUGGUCAAAGGAGAAAGCUUGAGGGCAGACAUGAUGGUGGAUCCACGCAGCAAAGCCCUGGUGCUGAACGGGAAACCGGGCCACCUGCAGUUCUACUCCCUGCAAAGAGACAAACUGCUGUACAACCUGGACAUCGUGCAGCAGGAGUACAUCCACGAGUCGGGCCUGCAGCAGUUUGAGGUGGUCGAGGUGGCCUUCGAUGCCUCCGGUGACUGGCUGGCAACAGUGGAGGAAAGAAAACAGAAAGCCACGGAGCUGGAGCUGAACUUGAAACUGUGGGCCUUUGAUCAACAAACACAGAGCUUUGUGCUGAACACGACCAUCUCGGCCCCCCACGAGGAGCGGAUUACAGCCAUGUGCUUCUGCCAGGCCGCCGACAGCCAGACCACCAUGCUGGUCUCCACCAGCAAGGACGGACACUUCAAAGCCUGGCAGCUGGCCGCACCGGCCCACACAGAGGAUGAAGGUCCUUCCUGGUCGUGUGACUUCGUCGGAGCCUAUCACGGCCUGGUGCCCGAGCGCUGCUGCUUCUCAGCCGACGGCUCCCUGCUGGCCGUCAGCUUCCAGGAGGUGGUGACCGUGUGGAGCCCGGCGUCCUGGGAGCUCCUGACCACUCUGUCCCAGCCGCCCAAAGCCAUCAGGGACCUUUGUUUUGGGCGGCUAAGCUGCUCCAAGUAUCUGCUGGCAACCACCGACAACAACCUGCUCUGCUGCUGGAACCUCCUCACCUGCUCCUUGGAGUGGAGCACCUCGAUGGAGGUCAGCCUGCUGCUGGCCGACCCGCUCUCUGAGAACAUGGCAGCUUUCUGCGCUCAGGCUGGAAGCACCGACUUGUUUGUGUUUAAGCCCAGCGAGCCUCGGCCCGUGUUUUCCCAGAAGGCCGUGUGCUCGGGGAAGGUGACUCGUGCCGUCUUCGCUCCGAGGGACGAGAUGCUGGAGAGCUGCGAGGAGAGCAGCCAGUGGCUCAACCGCUCGCAGCUCUACUUCCUCACUCAGCACAUGGACCUCAUGACGUUCACCACUAAAGCAGAAGAAGACCGACUGAUGGCCUCCAGCAAACAGCUUGUAAUCGAUGACAGUGUGGCCAUGACGCCGUUUCACCUGUUGCUGGGGAAACGCCAGCAGCAGGAGAAUGAAGCUGCAGCAAGCGGCCUGUCUGCAGAGAGAACGGCUCUGCCUCAGGGCUCCCACGCCAUCAGAGAGCUGCUGCAGACCCCAGCCCACGUCCUGCCCUCCACCUCCUACCUCUGCUCCAUGUUCGUCCAGUCUCUGCUCAUCUCAGUAACCGACAGCAGGGAGGAAAAGAAACGCGCAGAGGAGGAAAUGGAGAGCGAGAAAGAGGAAGAGGAUUCAGAGGAGGAAAUGGAAUCCAGCAUCCCGAGACCAGAGCAGGCGACGGAGAGCGCAGCCCCCGCUCUGACUAAAGCUCAGGUUAGAGAGUUGAGGAGGGUGAAGAAACUCGACCACAGCUGGCUGGCAGGCCUCCUGCACUCGUGAACACGAGCCUGUACAAAGACUCUCGGAUACUGUGCCUAUAUAAAGUUUUCAUCAAUGGUGUUUUUAUGUUUUAUUGUCUGAAUCUGGAAUCCUCCUGGAUUUCUUCUGGGGGAAACAGAAAAUAUUUGAUUGCAUAAGUAUCUGCUCCUUUGGCAGUAGUUACUGCCUGAGUCAACCUUUGUAUCAGCUUACAUUACUGAGCAAAACCUCUUUCUCUGUCAAACUGCUGAGGCUCUGUAUAACAGGGAUCAUUGGGGGAAAAGCAGUUUUUUCUACGUUUGUGGUUGAAAAUAAAUAUUUGUACAAGACACACAUCUCUUGCAGACUUGAAGCAAGUUUUGGAACAUAUUUGCAACAUUCAAACAAUCCUGUUUCUCUUGUUUUGAAUAUUUGUAGACCAACAUUAUAGUUGCAAUCCAUGCAAGUAUGGGCUUUUUUUGUCUUCUUGUUAUGCAAUCAAAUUGAAUGUGUUUGCGUGCAACACUGCUAUCAAAAAAUAUCUUCUUGCAAGUCAAAUAAAUGUGUGAUUAUAAAUGCAUUAUCAUGCAUUAGAAUCUUUUGUUUGCAACUCCAAAAGUUGUGUUUACUGUUGGGCAGAAUCUCUUGGCGGGGCCUACUCUUAACUAACUCUUAACUAUGUAAGAGAGGCUUCUGUUGGCAGAUCAUAGUGUGUUGAAACACACUAUGAUCUGCCACACAAAGCUUUACUUGUCGUGCCUCAAGUAAACAGUCAUUUCACUUCAUACACCUUCAAACAAGUGUUGACUUAUGUCAUAAUAAAGGAUUUGGCUACUUAUGCAAUCAUUUAUUUUGAUCUUUUUUUUUUAUUUUUUUACUUGCACCUGAAAGUAUUUCUGUAAAGUGGAAACGAAGCGGAAAAAAGUGUGGGAUGAAAACUUUUUAUCGACACUGUAUGCAUGCACAUAGAUGUGCAAAACCACGUUUUCUAUCCUUCUAUGAAUUUAAUAAAAAAUGUAAGCCUUU
Messenger RNA from Centropristis striata (black sea bass), 3522 nucleotides. RefSeq names its product WD repeat domain 75 (gene wdr75). Bases 49 to 2538 code for a protein of 829 amino acids. Gene Ontology annotation, cellular component: nucleolus. Lineage: Eukaryota; Metazoa; Chordata; Actinopteri; Perciformes; Serranidae. Gene Ontology annotation, molecular function: protein binding; RNA binding. The record is from RefSeq and is a predicted model, not a curated record. Gene Ontology annotation, biological process: positive regulation of rRNA processing; positive regulation of transcription by RNA polymerase I. The transcript has 21 exons.